This is a messenger RNA of Rotaria socialis, 567 nucleotides long. The record is from the annotation of a GenBank genome assembly. Lineage: Eukaryota; Metazoa; Rotifera; Eurotatoria; Philodinida; Philodinidae.
AUGUUUCAACCUCGAGUUUUUUGUGUCAAAUUGCAAUUGCAUUUCGGUGGUGAUAUACAUGAAAUAUCCGUGCCAGCAUAUAAUGGUGCUGAACCAACUAUUUCAGACUUAAUGAAUGUUGUUGAACGUGAUUUUCGUGUACCGCGAGCAUUACAAAAUCUUGUUUUUCAUGGACAAGAACUUCAUCCAUAUCCUUGUGAACCAUUAAGCCGUUUUGGAAUUAAAAAUUUAGGUGCAGUUCGAUUGGUAGGACGAAUGGCUCCACCAGAUAUGAUUCAACAGAUCAAUACACAAUACAACGUGAAUUUAUACCAGCCAACGAAUUAUGCUCAACAACCAAAUGGAAAUUUUUCGACUAACGAACAAAAUUUCCCUAAUUAUUAUGAACAAUUUCAACAUGAACGAAAGCCUUCUGUUGGUACUCAAUAUGAUCCACCUCAAACAGCAUUUAUUAAUACAGAUCAACCACUCCCACCACCGACACCGAACAAAGAACAAUUAUCUGAAAGAUCCAAUGGUGAACAACGAAAUCCACCAGCUACGCCUAAUCCAUCAAACAUAAAAUAA